UCGCUUCCUGUUUCUGUCAGAUAGAACACGUCUUCGUUGUGGCUGUCUGACGCUGUUCAGCCAUUUUGGGUAGGUUGUUCGACGACGAGCUGCUAGCUACCACACGACAACACCAGGCCGAAUACUUCAACCGAACUGAACAAAAGCCGUUUUACAAAAAACAUCGUUAAAUAUGGGUCCACCAGGAGACAACCCACGUCAUGUGUCCUCUGAAAGAACGGAGGAUUUCAGUUGGUUUGUCAAUUUAUCUUGACAUGGCAUGCAGGUUAGUUGGUGGUUGUGACGACUGAAGAAAACCACGAAAAACAAGCGCAGAUAGCUAGUUAAUACCUCAACUUCAGUGCGUGAAAUAGAUUUUGAACACGUUUGUUGUUGGCUGUAAAAAAUCUAGUUGGUUCUCUCGACGGGAAUCCUAAACAUCAUGAUGAUAUUAAGCAAAAUGUCAUUUAAAAUGCAGAGAGACAACAGUUAAGAUAGCCAGUCAACCGGACAAGUCAUUCGACAUUAAAUACCAAGCAAGCCAGACAGAACUCGGCUUAAAUGUAAAACGAAAGAUGACUGUCAGCUAGUUAGUUAACUAACCGCACGACAUAGGCCUCAAUUACGUCAAGUAGUAAAAAGAUGUAGCUAGCUAGUUGGCCCACUAACUAGUUAGUGUUGAAGUGUAUGCUGCUUAGCCUAGCUAGUCAGCUAAAAUACUCCGUCACUAUGAGUAUCGACAAUGGAAGUAAACAAGGCCGCGGGCCAGUUCAAUGGCAGUAAGCCCCGAGAUGUCAAGCGACGCUGGAAACUUUAACGUUGUAACUUGGUGCCAACAUCUUCUGGCAUCCACAUGUACUUGCCAUGAUGGUUUUCUAUACCCCCAGUCAUUCAGCAGCACGUUCAUAACGCGGUCUCUGCAGAGAAAUACACAAACGGCGUCAGUCAUGGACGAAGCUUUGAGUUUGAGAAGACACGAAUAGAAUUGUCUGCUUUUUAGUUUGUGUAAUAAUCUUCUAUUUCACUAGCGAGAAUUAGUGUCGGUAUGGGUUUUGGAAAUGGCUAUCCUUUCUGUUAGCAGUUGUCAGUAACAUAAAGAAAAAGUGCACCUAAAUGCGAUUUGCUCAUUUGUUUUCACUAGGCCAAUGAUGUGUUGAAUUAAAGUUCCUUUGGCCUGUAUUCGAAUGUCAUACUUUUAAUCACAUGGCUUCUUGAGUAAUGAAUAAAACAAAUGUAGCCAAAUAUUAAGAACCCCCCUCCUGAGCAUAUCCAUUUAAAUACAUUUAAAAUGACAUAGCUUGAUAUUUAAUUUGUUUCCUCCUUCAGUUAGUUAUUUCGAAAGAGCUAGUGUAGAAUAAUUAGAUUUCUCGUUUCUGUAAAGGGUAGCUAACUAGCUACAUUUCUCUCAAGUAAAUAGACAACUCGAAAGUAUAGUCAAAAUAUUCUGUAAAAGAGAAGACACUAGCACCAAAAUCUAAUAAUGGGGGACCCAACCUGGAGAAGAAACCAAACUAGAGAUAGACUCCGUGCUCAGAUUCGAAAGAAAAGGGAAUCUUUGGCUGACCAGUUUGACUUCAAGAUCUACGUAGCCUUUGUGUUCAAAGACAAGGUGAGUAUUAUGGAGGACGCAAUUAAAGAUUUUGGCAGUGAGGCCCUUUAUCUGCUUCGCCAGAGUCUGAUUAACUCGUGGAUACCAUUUGUCUCUGCCUGCAGUUUGAAGGAAGCUGCUAACUAGCGUUAGUGCAAUGACUUAAGUCAAUGCUAGUUAGCAUUGGCUCGCAAAACUACCUCUUAACUAACUUCAUACUGGACAUUAAAAUCGGAUCCACGAGUUCAUCUGACUCUGGGGAAGUUGAUAAAGGGCCUCAUUGUCAACAUCCCCAAGUAUCCCUUUAAUGUCUCUUCCCUUUCCUCUGUGCUCCUUCCUAUGGCAGAAGAAGAAGUCUGCACUGUUUGAGGUAGCUGAAGUGGUACCAGUGAUGACCAACAACUAUGAAGAGACUAUCCUGAAAGGUGUGCAGGAUUCCAGCUACUCCCUCCAGAGUUCCAUAGAACUAAUGCAAAAAGAUGUUGUGCAGUUACAUGCCCCACGCUACCAGUCAAUGCGCAGGGUAAGUCAAGAACCGGAUUCCUUCCAUUGGGCAAACCUACCAAACCAUGUGCUUACAAACACUGCGAUGGACACAGACAGUUGGCCAUUCCUAGUUGUUGUUGAGGAAAUGUGUCAACAAUGAAUGUUCCUCAUUUCUACUAGCAUGACUCACAUUGUAGUGUUUCAGCCAGCAUACCACAUUGUAGUGCUCGGGAAACAAUGCCGUUUAUUAGCUGAAACCAUGCCGUUUAUCAGCUGAAAUAUGUUAUGAUGAACUUCAAAGGGUGGUGCACGUUGAUGUGCUCGUUGCACCUUUCGGCAUCGAUGCUUGACUGCCGUUUGACAAUUAAAAAUAUCCAGAAUAAUCUCAUAAUGUAGACUAACCUACUGAAUCUGCCAGCUGUUGACUAAGACCAGAAUAGGCACAUUUGCUAUUUAAAGCAACACUUUAGAGUUUUAUUCGGUACAUGAAAAUUUAAGCGAAAAAGUACAUUUUGUGUGCUACGUCAUCACGCAUUGAUUUUUAUCCACAACAAGUCCGUUUGGUGGAAACACACCACUGGUGGGAAAAGGGUACAUUUUCUUUAUGCAAAUCUUUGAAUAUUCACAUGGAAAUCUGUCGCCAAUUGGAUGGAAACCUAGCUAGUGACAUAGGGUUCUGGUCCAAAGUAGUGCACUAUAUAGGGAAUAGGGUGCCAUUCUCUGGUCUAAAGUAGUGCACUAUGUAGGGAAUAGGGUUGCCAUUCUCUGGUCUAAAGUGCAUAAGGAUAGGUGCCACUAUAAAGUGCUAUAUAGGGAAUAGGGGUGCCAUUCUCUGGUCUAAAGUAGUGCACUAUAUAGGGAAUAGGGUGCCAUUCUCUGGUCUAAAGUAGUGCACUAUGUAGGGAAUAGGGUGCUGUUUGGAAAGCGAACAGACAUUAUGCUGUUUAUUGACUGUAGCUUUCCUCUCUGUUGUUGUUGCAGGAUGUCAUAGGGUGCACCCAGGAGAUGGACUUCAUCCUGUGGCCGCGCAACGACAUAGAGAAGAUAGUCUGUCUCCUGUUCUCCAGAUGGAAGGGGGCCGAGGACGAACCCUUCAGGCCUGUUCAGGUAAAACAUUUAGCUUCCUUCAUCAAAUAGCUGGGUGGUAUUCACUAGCGCACACCGUAGGAAAAAGGUUUGCAAUGAAAACAAGUUUCUUAUUGGACAUUCAGGUAGUCCCUCUCUGUUUGGUUCCGAGUUAAUAUGCCCCUGAAUUCAAUUGUCAUAAUUCAAAGAGUAUUUUAUACUGUUAUGUUGAGGGCCAGUCAUGGUGGACGGAGUAGGGCUUAUUGCACUUGUAAUCCAAUGUUUAUCCACAGGCCAAGUUUGAGUUUCAUCAUGGAGACUACGAGAAGCAGUUGUUGCAUGCUGUCGGCCGGAGAGGACAAGGCUGGAAUGGUUCUGAACAACCCCACUCAGUCCGUUUUCCUCUUUAUGGACCGACAGCACUUACAGGUCAGUCCAUACACGGCACAGCUGAGCUUACCGCCCGUAGAGCUCUGGUCAAAGGUAGCGCACCAUGUUGGAAAUGGAUCACCAUUUGGGCAUGUAGCUUGUCUGACAGUCCUUCUCUUUGUGGCAGACUCCCCUCAAUGCUACCCUGUCACCACUGCACUAGUCACAAUGGCUUUGGGAAAGCUAAGAGCUCUAAUUGGAGCACUAACGUAGCUGGUAGAGGAUCAUUCAGACAAAACAGUCCUCUUUCUGCCAUGGGACAAUGAUGUCUUACCCAUAUAAAUAGAAUAUAUUAGUGAAAUGACUUAUUAUUAAUAGAUUCUAUGGUUUUACCCUUCUCUCUGUCAACCAUGUUCUCUCUCGUCAUCUCUUCUGUCCCUGUCAGACUCCUAAAACCAAGGCCACCGUUGUCAAGUUGUGCAGCCUUUGCCUCUACCUGCCCCAGGACCAGCUAACGUGCUGGGGCGUUGGCGACAUCGAGGACCAUCUCCGCCCGUACAUGCCUGACUAGGGCCAGCCUGCCUCCAUGGCUUCCACCCACAACACAGACGACUAACCCCCCCCCCCCCCCAAGCCGCUGAAGCAAGUUGACCUCUCUCAUCCACCACACAUUCUUCCUUCCAUUGAAUAGAAUUGAACUGAUGCUUGGAUCUCCUAAAAGUUGUUAACCACGUGUUUGUUAGUUUCCAUCCUCCUGAAUCCACAUGUUUUUCCCUACCAAGCUUCUUCCUCCUAGCUCUGCUCCACCCGUUUGGGAUUGGUUGUCCCUUUUAUCCUCACCCAUUUCUCCAUCCAUCUUUUGGUUUAUUUUGAACCUGCACGAACAUUGAUUUGAGUGGUUGGUUAUUCAACCUGGAGCUGCACUGUCAACGACACAGACGAAUCCAGUCCACUGAAGGAACUCUUUAUGUUGCUACCAAGCAGGAACGAAGCCACACCAGGUUUUCAUGAUGUUCACGGGGGGUCCUCAGUCUCUGCUGGACGCAUCGUAACCCAUCUCAUAACAGAUUGGAAAAGCUUCUGUCAUUUCAAAGAUAGGUGAAAGAGGAAAAUAUACUGGGGGGGGGGUUCUAGAACAACUAGGUUCAAUCUAUGAUGACAGGUCAGCCUAGGUGGUGUUAAAACGUUUCCUGUAAAGCAAAGAUAAAAGGUGAACAGUAUUUGUCAAAUCAUUUGGUGUAGGUAGUUACAGCUUUAUUUUUCCUUUUAAGCCACCGUUGUUUAAUGUUUGGCUCUUUUUAUUUUGGGGUUAAUUUGCUUUUCCUGUGAAAUAUUCCAGGAACACCAUUUGUAAGAUCUGGAGUAUAGAUGGGAACUGAUGGGAGAUCUGGAGUAUACAGGGUUGAAUAUGUUUGUUAUAUGCUGAAGGUUGUAACCACGCAAGCCAUUCAAGCUACUGAAAUAGGAUGGGUUUGUUUUUUUCCCGGGUGUGGGUUGGCAUGGGUGUUGAAUAUGGAAGAACUAAUGUUAAAGCUAAUGUACCUAACAAUGGAACAGGUUGUUGAGUUAAAAUUAAUGGGAUCGUUACAUUUUUAUGUUCUUUAAUUUGACAGACAAGUAUCCUAAAGAGUACUAAUUGUUGCAGUGCUUAUAAAAUGUAAAAUGGGGUGUUUUUUUGCAAGCUUGCUUUGCUGGGAGAAAUAAGGCACAAAUCAGUCAGUACAUUUAAUUUAGGGUUUUCUUUGUUGAUUCAAUAUGUUCGAUUAAAGGCGGGUCAUUUUUCUGAGUUUAUUCUUCAUUUUGAAAUGAAUCUAAAAAAAAUCAACACGGCUGAACAAUAUCCCAAUACAGUGCAAACUUUGAAAAGUAUUUCCUGGUGUGUUUUAUUGUGUGUACACAAAGUAUAUAUUUACAGCAGAAUGACAUGCAGAAAAAUAUUUAGCAAGUCUGUGGGGGUGAAGAACAAUUACUGCCACAGUACCACAACAGUCAUCUUCACCCCGAGACUUCCUGCCUGACAGUACUACACAGCAGCUGUAUGAUGAUUCCCAAUUUGCUGACAGUGUCUCUGGGGUGGGGGAAGUUUCCCCGAGGUACAGAUCUAGGAUCAGCUUUCCCUCCCCCCCCCCCAAUCCUAACCAUUAGUGGGGGGGGGAAUGCAAAACCGCCCCUAGCUCAGCGUCUAGGGGCAACGUCACC
Molecule: messenger RNA, 5686 nt
Organism: Coregonus sp. 'balchen'
Lineage: Eukaryota; Metazoa; Chordata; Actinopteri; Salmoniformes; Salmonidae
Source: the annotation of a GenBank genome assembly